UGUCGCAGGGGCAUCCCCUCUCAGUGGUGGGGGCCUUUCUGUCUCUGCCUUCUGAUACAGCUGAGGGGAGGGCAUGGCAUGCAGCAAGGAACUGAAGAACACGGCCUCAGGCAGGUCAGGACCUUGCAGAUCUCCGGGCAGGGACACCAGAGCAGGAGUGGUGUUGCUCCAGCCAUGUUGACAAGCCCAAUGAUCUUUGAUCUCCCACCGGCUAGUUAGGGUGGUUGUGCAGCAACCUUCCAGGAAGGCUUUGCUGAUGCUCAGCAUGUCAGCCACCGUCUGGGGAAAUGCAUGUUGCGUCCUCUGGGUGCCGAGCCUGUUCUGAAUCUUUCUGUCUCAGGUAUGAAAGCACUGCAUGUCCGGGUGGACUAUCACCGUUUACGUAAGCGUCCCUAUAAAAAAACUGAACAUCGGAUGCCAGGACCUGUUUACGUCCAAGAUCCAUGGCUCGCUCCAGGACUGGGUGGAUUUCUCCCGGAGCAUGAGCGCUGGCUGCAAGAAUUUCUCUGUGGCACGAUGAGACCUUUGCUGGUACGUAUUAUGCAUUCCCUACGGAAGAGGAAUGGGGGUAACAACCCAAGGGAUGGUCCGCAUCCUCAGGAUAGGGUGGGAGUGCUAAAUCUGCCACCCAUUCCACUGGUGCCAGGGGGACCGGUAAAGUGGGGCUAUCGGGGUCUAAACUAUGGGGACUUCUUAUGGGACAGGGCAGUUAAUCAGAAAAGAAUCCCACCUCUCCUUUUCACCCUGGGGGGCUUCACACUGCUGUGCACCACAGCCAAAGCUGCACACAGGCGCAAGAAACAAUUUGCUAGGGUUUACCGAGCCUGUGCUGAACCUUUCUGUUGCAGGUCCAAGAGCCUUGGCUCGCUCCAGGACUGUGUGGAAUUCUCCCUGAGCGUGAGCGCUGGCUACAAGAAUUUCCCUGUGGCAUGAUGAGACCUAUGCUCGUACGUACACAACAGUUUUGCCAUAUACUGAGUGGCAGUAUACCAUUCGUCCACCUAGCUCAGUAUGGUCUACACAGAGUGGCAGCGGCUUCUCCAAAGUUGAUUGUUCAGCAUCAUUCUAAUAGCACUCUGUGGUUCUGGAUGUCAGCCACCAUCUGCGGAAAUGCAUUUUUGG
This is a messenger RNA of Hemicordylus capensis (graceful crag lizard), 1122 nucleotides long. RefSeq lists its product as uncharacterized. The record is from RefSeq and is a predicted model, not a curated record. Lineage: Eukaryota; Metazoa; Chordata; Lepidosauria; Squamata; Cordylidae. The transcript is spliced from 2 exons. The coding region runs from base 292 to 933 and encodes 213 amino acids.